Molecule: messenger RNA, 758 nt
Organism: Soboliphyme baturini
Lineage: Eukaryota; Metazoa; Nematoda; Enoplea; Dioctophymatida; Soboliphymatidae
Source: the annotation of a GenBank genome assembly
AUGCCGGGAUACUACACAUUCUACUCUGGUGCCGAGCUGUUGAGACCUUUAGCGCUACGGUUCGGCUUCGAGCUUGAUAAGGUAAAUUUCGUAUUCUGUCAGUUUCUGUCGUUGCCGGCGGCCCUUCUUUACUACCGGUUCCGUUCAUCGCGAUGGGAAACCAAGUGGAUUCGUCUGCUGCUGCCUGCGUUGCUGGGACUUUACUUUUGCUUCUUCUGUUACGGCCGUGCAACAAAGCAUCUGGUCGCUGAUGCAGUUCUCAACUUUGUGUUGCUGAAGACUUGCGACCCGAAAUAUGUGCACAAGGUGGUGUUUUGCUGCUCGAUGGCUUACAUGUCUUACAUGCACAUGUUCAGGGCGCUCUUUUCAAAUAGCUACCUGUUGGACAUAACCGGCUCGAUGAUGAUCAUGACUGAAAAAUUGACGUCGCUAGCCUUCAACUUGCAUGAAGGCGCCGAACCGGCCGCGCAGCUGAACGACGAUCAGAAACGCCUCGCUUUAGCGAAGGUUCCGAGCUGUCUUCAUUACUUCUCGUUCCUAUUCAACUUCCAAACUGUACUGUGCGGGCCGUUUUCUUUCUACAAGGAUUAUUGGAACUUUACUGAUCAGAUUUAUUCUGAGCAAUUGUUUUUCACAUUGCUUUCUCCUGGCACGUGUCUUCUGUGCCCAUCUGUGUCCGCUGACGGUACAGCGAUGAUCUCGCCGAUGACUAAUGCGGAACUGAACGUAUUUCACGGAGUUCUUCAACGCAGGUAACU